Aspergillus chevalieri is the source of this 1293-nucleotide messenger RNA. Its product is annotated as adaptin-binding domain-containing protein. The transcript has 3 exons. Gene Ontology annotation, biological process: vesicle-mediated transport. Gene Ontology annotation, molecular function: protein-macromolecule adaptor activity. The record is from RefSeq and is a predicted model, not a curated record. Lineage: Eukaryota; Fungi; Ascomycota; Eurotiomycetes; Eurotiales; Aspergillaceae. Bases 1 to 1293 code for a protein of 430 amino acids.
AUGACACCAUCAACCCCCUCCUCACCAGAAUCAACAGCAACGACGCCACCAAAACCCACACCAGGACCAUCGAACUUGCAAUCCAAAUCCAAAUUAAUCCCCUCCCCCCGCCGCCUCCUCAUCCUCAGCCCGACCUCGCACUCCCUCACCACCAUCCCUCCCCUCUUACACACCCUGACUGGCGUCGCCGUCAAGGAUCCUCCAUCCGUGACUGCUGCGACUGCUAUCGCGUCCCAGGACGAGCCCGCGUCCGUGAAGACCACGUUCGCGGGGUAUACGACACAUACGCCGCUCACGAUCGAGAACAAGUAUUACAAAGCAGAGGUGCCGAUAUGGGUUGAUGAGAUUCCGACAAAUUCUACUACGGAUGCGAAGAGAGUGACAGGCUCAGAGGCGGAGACAACAGACACGGGUGUGAAAGGGACAGACACAGGCGCAGCGCAAUGGAAAGCCGAGUUCUCGGGUGCUGAGGCGCGGGUCGUGCGUGAUGCGAUUGGGGGUGUUGUUAUCUGCUUAAAGAACCCGCGCCCUGGACACGAUGGCAGUGAAGACGUUGCAGAACGAGAGGACGUCAAGUCACUCAAGGACUUCCUAAGGUGUAUCGGUGAUGUCAAGCGGUUAGUCGAGAGUGAGAGAAGUGGUGAUGGCGACGACGAUGGUGAAGGUGGGGGGAUUGGGUUUGGAGAGGUGCUGGGUUUGAUUGUCCUCGUUGAGGAUGGCGAUAAGGAUAAGAAGACCAAGAACGGUUCCGAGGAUGAGGGUGUGCUUGGAGAGACGGAGAAACCAUUCUCUAUUUCAUGGUGGGAGGACCAGCUUGAUGAUAUCGGGUUGAUGGAUUUUGAUAUUGCGAGUUGGGAUCCUAGUGCGCCGGAUACGGAUGUUAGGGAUAAAUAUGGUGAAUACCAAGGAAUGCGCCGGAUCCGCCAGAUCAUCGAAACGCACGAUUGGGCCUCUGAUGAUCAGUCUACAGAUGUAGACGCUGAUCUGGGGUUCGAUGAUCAUCUCGAAGAACAACUCCUGGGUCUUGAUAAGAGUAGCAGCGGGUUCAAUCUUGAGGUCAAUGAACUUGAGCGGGAGAUGUUUGGCCUGCGUAUGGCCAUUGAAAGGGGUGGUGAUGAUGGGGAGGAUGAGUUCGGGGAUUUUGGGGAUGAUGAUGGCGACCUUAAGGUUGAAUCGAUGGAGGCAUUGAUGUUACGGAUGCAGGCUAUUAAAGAUAUGAGCGCCGAUUUACCGGAAAGCGAACGGAAGAAGUUUGCGGCUAAGGCAGUUCGAGAUAUCAUGAAAGAGAUGUAA